CCAAAGAAAAAAGAGAACUGCCUUAGGUUUUUCGGAUGGUUUUCUUUUAUUUUAGGUCUUUUUAACCAGUAUCUAGGAAAACCAUGUAGAUAAUAGCACGUAUAAUUAUUCCUUGGUUACUGAAGCGUAUUUCUUUAGCAGUUUUGGUUGAAUUUUCUUUCAAAAAUUCGUAUUCAAAAUGGUGGAUGUUUUGAUGUGUGCAAGUUUCGAAGACACUUUUGAAAAGUUUUCCUAUGGAUACAGGGACGGGAACAAGAUACAAAGACUGACUUUAUCAGUGCCUAUACCACUGAAGAUAAGUGCUAAAGAGUUUUCUUGUCGCUUAAUCAAUGCACACAAGAUACCAUGCUAUCUAGAAGAAGAUUUGACGAAGGCUUUUGAGAACUUUCUCAAAAAGAGUGAAACCAAACUGUAUGACAAGAUGGCCGACCUUGCAAUCAACCAGGUUUUGACAUCAAAGGAGACAGCCAAUGAAUGCAUAAGCAUCUGGGCCAAUACCUUUAAACAGGAACAUUCUCAAUACUGUGUUACAAGUGACAUGAGUGAAGAUGCUGCUUUUGCUGAGAUAUAUCAUUCAUUGAUUCAUUCAGCUGCUCUGGAGACCCUGCUACAGUUAGAAAACUCAUAUGCCUUGUCACUACAAGAAUUGCUUUCGCACAGAGAUAAUGCUCUGAAAACUGCAGCAGAAAAGCAUAGUAAAGAGUUACAGAAUGCAAUAAGUGAUAUUGGACUGACCAAUACUGAUAGGGAUGUCAGUAAUAUUGCUGCUCGGCACUGCGAACAAUCCCAGAUGUUGGAAACUUAUUGGUCUAGUGAGCUGUCACAACUGCAGGAGAUGCAGAAGAGGGAGUACAGAGAAUGGGUUCUUAAAGUCCAUGAAGACACUACCAAACCAAAUGCAG
This is a messenger RNA of Actinia tenebrosa (Australian red waratah sea anemone), 902 nucleotides long. Its product is annotated as FERRY endosomal RAB5 effector complex subunit 3-like. The record is from RefSeq and is a predicted model, not a curated record. Lineage: Eukaryota; Metazoa; Cnidaria; Anthozoa; Actiniaria; Actiniidae. Gene Ontology annotation, cellular component: cytoplasm.